Molecule: messenger RNA, 3954 nt
Organism: Parasteatoda tepidariorum (common house spider)
Lineage: Eukaryota; Metazoa; Arthropoda; Arachnida; Araneae; Theridiidae
Biological process (GO): regulation of transcription by RNA polymerase II
Cellular component (GO): nucleus
Molecular function (GO): DNA-binding transcription factor activity, RNA polymerase II-specific; RNA polymerase II transcription regulatory region sequence-specific DNA binding
Source: RefSeq, a predicted model, not a curated record
CGCAGAUCUUGCUCUUAUGGCACAAUUAUCUUUUUAUAUUAGGAAAUCUUCAUUAUACAUCUAGAGACAGACAUUGUCAUUGCAAAUAUUAUUUAGAAUUUAAUUGUACUCUUGACUAGGCAUAUAUAACCAUAAUUACAGCGUUUUUAAUGCUGCACUAAAUAGACUAAUCAGGUUUGAACAAUUAACAAGAAUAAAAUAUAGAUUGCUUUCAAACAUUUUAAAUGAUACUAUUAUGAUUUUUAAGUAGAUUAUUAAUAAUUUAAACAUUACUGUCCAUAUCAAUAUUAGAUGUAAAAUCAGUCUCAACUUCUUUUCUUAUUAUUCAGGAAAUAAUUUUUUUUUAUAAAAUAUAUUUUAAUUUCUAUUAAAAUUUAAUUUAAUUGUUCUGAUAAACUUAGCAUUUGAAGCAUAAGUAAUUAUUACAUUUCUGUGACAUUAAUUAUAUACAAUAACUUUACGUAAAGACACAUUUUUUUAUACAAGGUGAUCUGUGAGACUUGGAACAAAUGCUAAUAUUACUAAGUAUACAAUGACCAUGCAAGUUGGUGAGAAAACUUAUUUUUGUGAAACGUGUAAUCAGAGUUUUUCAUGGAAAAAUCAUCAAACUGACCACAAUCGGACUCUUGCUGGAUAAAAAUCUGACUCUUGUAAUAUAUGUGUUAGGAUUUUCUCACAAAAAAUAAUGUGACUGAAUACAGUCCUGUCGAUAGUAGUGAAAAACCUUUUCUUUUGUAGCAUAUGUAAUAAGAGUUUUUCUUAUUUAAGAGUGAUCUGACUAAGAAUAGUACUUUUCAUGCUGGUGUGAAGCCUUAUUCUUGUAGUAUAUGUCACAAGAGUUUUUCAAAUUUUAGUAACAUGAUUAAACACAGUAGUGUUCACACUGGGGAGAAACCCUAUUCUUGUAGUAUAUGUAAUAAAAGUUUUUCAAACAGAAGUAAUCUGUAUCGCCACAAUCGUGUUCACACUGGUGAGAAACCUUAUUCUUGUAGUAUAUGUAAUAAGAGUUUUACACAAAAAAGUCAACUGACUAAUCACAGUCGUGUUCACACUGGUGAGAAACUUUAUUCUUGUAGUAUGUGUAAUAAGAGUUUUUCAGAUUCAAGUCAUCUGAAUGAACACUUUUGUGUUCCCACUGGUGAAAAACCUUAUUCUUGUAGUAUAUGUAAUAAGAGUUUUUCACAAAAAGGUAAUCUUACUCAACACUAUUGUGUUCAUACUGGUGAAAAACCUUAUUCUUGUAGUUUAUGUAACAAGAGUUUUUCACAAAAAAGUCAUCUAACUGAACACAAUCGUGUUCACACUGGGGAGAAACCUUAUUCAUGUAGUUUCUGUAAUAAGAGUUUUUUACGAGGAAGUCAUCUGAAUGAACACUUUCGUGUUCACACUGGGGAGAAACCUUAUUCUUGUAGUAUAUGUAAUAAGAGUUUUUCAAACAGAAGUAGACUUACUCAACACUAUUAUAUUCAUACUGGUGAUAAACCUUAUUCUUGUAGUUUAUGUAACAAGAGUUUUUCACAAAAAAAUUAUCUAACGAAACACAAUCUUGUUCACACUGAUAAACCUUAUUCCUGUAGUAUAUGUAAUAAGAGUUUUUCACGGAAAAGUCGUCUGACUAACCACAGUCAUGUUCACACUGGUGAAAAACUUUAUUCUUGUAGUAUAUGUAAUAAGAGUUUUUCAUGCAGUGAAAGUCUGGCUGUACACUUUCGUGUUCAUACUGGAGAGAAGCCUUAUUCUUGUGGUAUAUGUAAUAGGAAUUUUUCAUGCAACAGUCUUCUGAUGAGACACAGCAUUGUUCAUACUAGGGAGAAACCUGGUUCUUGUAGUUAAUUCUUACCCCCCUAUUCACUGUUGACACUGAACUAACACGUAUUACCAGUUCCGAAGCCCCUUUUUGGAAAUAUUGACCAGGAUUGAAAAAGUGUAUUUAUUAUUUUUGGACCGUCUGUUUUGUAACUUGGGAUUUCUAAACUCGAUGUUAACUUGCUCUCCGGUGGCAGAUUUACAGCCUUAUUAACAGUUUGAUUUUUUGUUGCUGUUGUUAAAACAAAUUUUCUAUGAAAGAAUAAGAAAAAGAUUGCAUUGAGUAAUAAAAUUUGAAUCACUCUUUUACUGGACAAAUGAAAAAAAAUUUAAGUUUAAUUUUCCUAACUGACUUGUAUUGAUGAGCAAAAGGAUCUAAGUAUUAUUAUUAUGAAUUUAGAUAUUUUAUUAUUAUUGAUAUCAUAAGGCUGCGCACAAACAUAGAAAUAUUACUGAAAUUCAAUUAAAAAUUCUUUUAUUUCACACAAUUAUUUAAUACUUUUAUUUCAAACAACAAUCAAAGGAAUUAUGCUAACAUCCUCCUCAUCCUUAUUCACACAUUUUUAAAUUUUUUCUUCCCUUCAUAACUUAAGCCAUUAAAAAGAAUUUUCAUUUUUUAAACACUUUAAAUGAAAUUGUAUAAAAUAAACUUCUCAGCUCAGAUAAGCAUAAAUCAACAAAUUCCUAUUAUUAAGAAGAAGUUACAAAUGACUAUUAUUGUGCUGAAAUCUGCCGAAGAUAGAAAAACCGUAGGGGAUAUGAUUAAUAAGAUAACGAUUUUUUUUAAGGGCGAAUAUCAUAAUCUGAACAAAUAUUCCAAAAUUUUUAAAAAAAUCACACAUUUAACAAUUUAAUUUUUUAAAUAAUUGUAAAUGGAAAUAUGUCAGUUGUAUAUGCCCCAGAUGUCAUAAACAUGGGUACCACUCUUCAAUUCUGGGGACUGAAAUCAGUCUUGAGACAAAUGAAUGGACUAAUAAAUUCUAGCAAUUUAAUUUUAAGUUUUCUUUCUUUUUUCAUUAGAAGUUUUAAAAAAAAUUUUCGUCAAGAUAAAAAAUAAUAUAUCUUAAUGAAAACAUAUGAUAUGGUAAUGACAUCAGGACUAUUAUUUAUCUUAUUUUUGUCAACUUCACUAAAUCUUAUUCUUAAAUUCUUGGCAAAUGGGAAUGAUUGAACUUCAUCUUCUUGUGCAAUUAAAUUUGUACUAUUACUGAAUCUAAAUCUGCUCGAGUUUGCUUCCCCCACCAUAACCUAUUGUCAUGCUGGCCAAAUUUAAUUAAGAUUAUUUUUUUUUAAAAAGAAAGAAAUUAUAGUGCUAGGACAAAAAAUAAGUAACGAUGAAGUGAAAAAUUGAGAUAUGAAUGGUUUCAGGUUGUUCAGUAUUAGCUGUAAAAAAGUAUACAAAGUUAGCUGUUAUUUUAGUUUUGUUUGCUAAAAAAAACAUAAAAUAAAGAAAAACAUAUUUAGCAAAAAUAAUCAAAUGAUUCAUUUAAUAUGUAGGCUAUUAUCAAGGAAAGGUAAACUUUGAUAUCAGUGAGCAAUAAAUUUCUAAAAGUUUGGUAAACAGCACUAGACAGUAUUAUUUGGUCAAAAAAUAAGUUCAGUCUUGAAAUUUUCGUUAGAGUGGUACCCCUUGCCAUAAAGUACUCAGGCCAUAUAUUUAAAAAAAAUUUUAAUUAAAGAUUGCAUUUUAACUUCAUAUAGUAUUAAGCAAUGAAUCCCUCCCUAAAGAUUCCAUUUUUUCCAAAUGUUCAGCUGAUUGUUUUAUGGUUAUUAAAGUUAAUGCUUAUUCUAAUUCUAAUGCUUAUUCUAAAUUCUAAUGCUUAUUUGAUGCUGAUUAUUGUGUAGCUUAAAUGUUACCUCAGAUCAAGAUUUGUUUUGAUUAAAUAAUAUUUAUUUCAGCAUAAGUUUUAAUAUAGAUUAAAAAUAUUGUAUGUGUUUUUAAUUUUAUUAAUAGUUUUAUUUGGUGGAUGAAAUUUUUUUUUAAAAGUUCAUUCAUUAUCUUCAUAUGUAAAUAUUGCAAAUUAUUUGCAUUUUCAUCUGUAAACUAUAUUAUAUUUUUGGGCAAGAUCUAUCAUCUCGAAAGAUAUCAUCAAGAUCUAUAAUCAUUUUAUGAAUUGUAUUCUUUUUUGUAUUUCUUUCAAGCAUCCA